Molecule: messenger RNA, 2116 nt
Organism: Panicum hallii
Lineage: Eukaryota; Viridiplantae; Streptophyta; Magnoliopsida; Poales; Poaceae
Exons: 15
Coding region: 284-1816 (510 amino acids)
Source: RefSeq, a predicted model, not a curated record
GCACCGCGCCACCACAAAAGCCGCUGACAGUCCGGUCCCACCUAGCUCAAACCCACCUGCCAGCGACGGAGCCGCGCACCCCGCCGCGCGCUCCGGCCGACACCCGUCGCCGUCGCCACGUGCUCCGCCCCCGAGGCCGGGGCACCCCGCCCUGAUAAUAAUUUACGCUAGGGCCAACCCGUCGCGCCCCACCACCACCAGCGCCGGCGGCAGCGGUUACCUUUGCUGCGCGCACAGCGGAGCCGAUUCGAUUCGUAACUUACACCUGAAGGAGGCAGAGCGGAUGUCGGCGGCGGCGGCGGAGGGGAGGAUGCCGGAAGGGGAGGGGAAGAAGGGGGAGGCGGGUAUGGACGCGCGGAAGGACGGGGUGGCGCGGGAGGUCGUCCGGAUGGAGCGGGAGGCCGUCAUCCCCAUCCUCAAGCCCAAGCUCGUCAUGCGCCUCGCCUACCUCAUCGAGCAUGAGGUCGAUCGCAACGAGUUCCUCAAGCUGUGCAAGAAGGUGGAGUACACCAUCCGGGCCUGGUACCUCCUCCAGUUCGAAGACCUCAUGCAACUGUACACCCUGUUUGACCCUGUUACUGGUGGGAAGAGGCUGGAGCAGCAGAGUCUGACGCCAGAGGACAUCGAAACCCUCGAGUUCAAUUUCAUGACAUAUCUUUUCCAGGUGAUGGAAAAGAGCAACUUCAAGUUGUUAGCUGAUGAAGAGUAUGAUAUUGCGCAAUCUGGAAAAUAUCUGUUGAAUCUUCCAAUAAAAGUUGAUGAAUCUAAGCUAGACAAGAAGUUGUUGACAAAAUAUUUUAAAGAGCAUCCACAUGACAAUCUACCAGAAUUUGCGGACAAGUAUGUCAUCUUUCGUCGGGGCAUUGGAAUUGAUCGAACAACUGACUACUUUUUCAUGGAGAAAGUAGAUGUAAUGAUAUCCCGAGCUUGGAGUUCAUUGCUCGGGUUUACCAGGAUUGAUAGAUUGUUUUCUAAGAAACAACAUUUGAAGCCAAAGAAAGACACAAAGAAGACUGAUGAAAUUAAUGAAGACGAGGAAGAACCACAAUUAUUUGUUGAGAGAAUUCGAUUAGAAAAAAUGGAACUAAGUAUGAAAAAUCUGAUGAGUAAGAUGACAAUUCAAGAACCUACAUUUGAUAGGAUGAUUGUGGUUUACAGGAGGGCUGGGACGAAGACUAAGCCUGAUCGAGGAAUAUUUGUAAAGCACUUCAAGAAUAUUCCAAUGGCUGACAUGGAGAUUGUUCUUCCAGAGAAGAAAAACCCGACGCUAACACCAAUGGACUGGGUCAAGUUUCUCAUUUCUGCUGCUAUCGGUUUGGUUACUCUAGUUGGUUCUCUUGAAAUGCCAAAGGCUGAUGUAUGGGUUGUCAUAGCAAUCUUGUCUGGUGUGAUCGGGUACUGUGCUAAGAUCUACUUCACAUUUCAACAAAAUAUGACAAUUUAUCAGAAUUUGAUUACAAAAUCAAUGUAUGACAAACAGCUUGACAGUGGGAAGGGAACUCUUCUCCACUUAUGUGAUGACGUGAUACAACAAGAAGUUAAAGAGGUCAUAAUUUGUUACUACAUUUUAAUGGAGCAGGGAAAAGCAACUAUACAAGAUCUUGAUUUACGCUGCGAAGAGCUAAUCAAAGAAGAGUUCGGUGCAGAGUGCAACUUUGAUGUUCAUGAUGCUAUCAAGAAGUUAGAGAAGCUUAGCAUUGUUCAUCGGGACUCGAUUGGAAGGAUCGUAUGCGUUCCCUUGAAGCGUGCAAAUGAGAUCAUUGGCACAACGACUGAAGAACUGGUGAUGCGAGCGCAGCAGAGUCCUGCUUCUUAAGUUCCACGAUGGAUUGUACUCCCCAUAUGUCUGUGUAAAUCACACAUCUAAAAGCAAGUCUCUUUUCAUCUUUCAAGUUUGUUGGCUUGUACAUGUGUAUCUGUACGAUGUACCACACCAGCUCAUAGUCAUAGUUAGGCACUGUUUUUUUUUCCACUUACUGGAGAGUCAUCAAGACUAGAGUGUGUAUUUUAAAGUUUUCUGUUUCAGUUGAAGAAUGGUAUUACAUGUUCUGUGUACAUAACACACAACCAUAUGUAUGUAUAAUAAGAAAAAGAGUAAAUCGCAUCCAUCAUACAA